Messenger RNA from Cydia pomonella (codling moth), 2497 nucleotides. RefSeq lists its product as uncharacterized. The transcript has 6 exons. NCBI's taxonomy places the organism in Eukaryota, Metazoa, Arthropoda, Insecta, Lepidoptera, Tortricidae. The record is from RefSeq and is a predicted model, not a curated record. The coding region runs from base 72 to 410 and encodes 112 amino acids.
CAAAAUGGAUUACCAAAUGGCUGGAAGCCCUGGAUUCAUUCCAAUCGGGGACGUUGGAAGAAGCUGUCACGAUGCCAUCAACCAACAUAGUUACAGUCGUUGUAAUAUUCUGCUACUUGCUAUCGCUCGCAGCCAGCCAUGGCCCGCCUAAAGAGCGAGAUCAAGAAGACAUCGCCAUGGGAAAAAAGCAUGGUGCCAAGUGGUGCAGCAUGGCAAAGGUGUGCAACCACGACCGCGUCCCGGUGUGCGGCAUCAGCCACGCCGGCGACAUCAUCGGCUUCCGCGACCUCUGCGACAUGUUCGACUUCAACUGCAUCAGGAAGCGGAACUACAAGCAAACUAGCUGUCCAGCUGACAGAAACUUUCUCACCGCAUCUAGAAAGCCCACCAACAUUUAUUACGAUGAAUAACAGUUUUCCAAUGUAAUAUUUAUAUUUUUAAUGAUUAUACAUAUCUAGUUAAUGUACUUUUGAAAAUUUAUAUUCAUAAUAAAGAUAAAAAAACUAAAGUAGCAACUAUCAAUAAAUCCCUAUACCCUACCCUUCCUACCAUUUAGGUGCCUACUACUUACUAAAUGUUAUUAAUCAAAUAAACAUUCGUUAUAAUUUAAAAAAAUACAAUUAAUUUUAAACUAAAGUAAUAAAAAUAAUAAAACUAAACCCCUACCAUUCUUCUAUUUAGGUGCCUACUUACUAUAUAUUAUUGAUCGAAUAAGUAUUCAUCAUAAUUUAAAAUAAUAAACAUAUAUUUGAUCGCACUUAUAUAUCGUGAUGCCGUGAUGACAGAAGAUAAAGACGCGACCAUUUAUUGCACGAAAAUACAACAUAAGUGGCCACCAUAAGAUGGAAUUCGCUAACAGUCAAUCAGAGGCCUCAAUGGUCCAAAAAGUUAUUAGUGUACUUACCUAAAUAUAUAUCACACUAGUUUUCACUUCGUCUGCGUGAAACGAUGAUGAUUGAUGAAAACUAUCCUAUGUUAGGACAUAGGCCUAUGAUAGGUGGUAGGCCUCCGACCACAAACUAUCUGCAUAGAUAACAGACAAACAGGCACAGUUAUUCUCGCAUUGUAAUAUUAUUAUAUAUAUUACAAUGCAAAAUGAUCUGCAAAAUUACAUCGACACAUUGUAAAUUCAUAAAGUGGCCAUGGAAUCUUGACGCGGUACAUAAUCUUAGAUAUUAAUUUACUUCCCUAUAUACUGAUGGAUACCUCAGGAAAAAAUAACAACAUUAAAUAAACAUUUAAAUUACUUAUACUAUAUCAUUUUAUUUUUUGUAAGUAUUUCUUAACCCGUAUUUUCUCAACUGCAUAAACUAAGCAGGCUUAUAAAGUUUAACAAGUAAUAUCUGAAUUAUAACACCUACACCUUAAUGUCCUUAAUGUAACCAUGGUUCUGCAAUAAACGAAAUAAGAAAUAAAUUAAUAUUCUGAGGCCGAAAAUGGAGAUCACUAUUUCAUAUUUUGCGUAAGUACCUGUAUACGUGGACUGAAAGCUAUAACUCUUUAUUGAAUUAGAGAUCCACUUCGACUAAAAGUUUCCCAAACGAUUGCACGUCAUGAUUAAAUUAAAAUUAAUAUUUUCAAACAAUGUCGUUCUCGCGCGUCAUCAUAAUGUCAACAAACAAUUCUUUACCUCAAUAUUGUUUUUCAUCGCCAUUAAGUUAAUAAACUGUGGCAGAUUGUUUAACCCGUGACAACGAAGCAAUUUCCAUGUCAAAAUUAUCAACUUCCUUCAGAACAAUUGACGGAGAUUGAAACACGUCUAUCAGCAAAGGCUAACUUUUCCAUUGUAGGUACAUACUUAUUGAUAUUUAGAAAAGUCUUUAUCAUUAUAAUCAAUUUUCACGGCUAUCAACUUUAGACCUUGAGGUAUGGUGCUCAGAUAUAAAAUUUAUCUGGUAGAGGAGCAAGAAAUAAGGUAAGCCUGGCUUUGUCAAUAUUGCUGGUACAUGUAGAACAAUAUCCGGUAAUUGUAUUUUGUUUCAAGUGUUAUUAGUCCCGCGACGUCAGAGUGUUCUCAACGCAUUUAAUAUCGGUUCAUUGGACCUCAUGUAUCCCAGACAGUCACUCUGGUUUCUUAUUUGCGCAAUAUCCGUUCAGUCUCAUCUUGUGCCACCGGAGGAUACGGUAAGGUUUUUUGAACUGCGCUGGAUGUGGAAACCGUAAAGAGGGACACGAUCAGCUAAAGAAGUGGUGCGAGUACGCAUACUCAUGUUUCCACGACAAGGUAUAUGUGUGCGGGCGCGGCGCAAUGCAGACGCGCACCUUCCUGGACGUCUGCGACAUGUACGAGUACUCCUGCGAGACCAACCAGAUUUUCAUUAAGAUUAAGGAGACAGACAGUGAACCACGGUGUCCGGAUCCAGGGCGGUUGGGCUGAGAUGAAAAAAACGUGUUUUAAUUAUCAUUAUAAAUUAAUUUUUACUACUUCUACGAAUAGACAGCCUACUUUUAUAAGAAGCAAAUAUUUAUUAAAAAUUAAUUAAAACGCUCAAUUUUU